GGUCCUUUUAUCUCUUCUUCAAAACACAAGCUCCAAAAACAGAAAGCGACCCAGCAGACCAAAAAAAAAAAAAAAUUCAUCUUCCCAAAUUAAAUCUCGACAAAUUGUUCUUCUUCUUCAUCUUGUCCUUUCGAUAUUUUGCUAUUUUAUUUUGAUUUUAGUUUAAAAGAUGUCAUCGAAUGAAGAACUAUCUUCAAAAGUGAAGGCACGGUUGGCCGUUCUCUCUGCUCAUUUAGCAUCUCCUGGUUCGUCCUCCAACGACCUCACCUUCACCAUCCUCGAGCCAUGGUGCGUCUCGGCUCAGACCGUUGGCUCUGUUGGCGGUUCGUUAACCAUUCUCGACGAGCGAACCGGCAAGAAGUACCAGGUCCCUGUUUCCAAAGACGGCACUGUCAAAGCUACCGAUUUCAAAAAGAUAACAACAGGGAAUAAUGACAAGGGGCUGAAAAUUUAUGAUCCGGGUUACUUGAAUACUGCUCCGGUUCGGUCGUCGAUUUCUUAUAUAGAUGGAGAUGAAGGGAUUCUUAGAUACAGAGGGUACGCAAUUGAGGAAUUGGCUGAGAGUUCCACUUUCUUGGAAGUGGCCUACCUCUUAGUGUAUGGGAAUUUGCCUUCUGAAGGUCAGUUAGCAGACUGGGAAUUUGCUGUUACUCAGCAUUCGGCUGUGCCACAAGGGAUUCUGGACAUUAUACAAUCAAUGCCUCAUGAUGCUCAUCCAAUGGGUGUACUUGUCAGUGCAAUGAGCGCUCUUUCUGUCUUUCAUCCCGAUGCUAAUCCUGCUCUCAGAGGCCAAGAUCUAUACCGGUCAAAACAAGUGAGAGACAAGCAAAUAGCACGCAUUCUUGGAAAGGCACCAACCAUUGCUGCAGCAGCUUAUUUGAGGAUGGCAGGAAGGCCUCCAGUUCUUCCUUCCAGCAACCUUUCUUAUGCUGAGAACUUUCUCUACAUGCUAGACUCAAUGGGCAAUCGGUCUUACAAGCCCAACCCCCGGCUAGCUCGAGUGCUGGACAUUCUUUUCAUACUACAUGCAGAACAUGAAAUGAAUUGUUCCACAGCCGCUGCCCGGCAUCUUGCAUCAGGUGGAGUUGAUGUAUACACUGCUCUAGCUGGAGCUGUUGGAGCACUAUAUGGUCCUCUUCAUGGUGGAGCAAAUGAGGCUGUGCUCAAGAUGCUUAGUGAGAUUGGAACAGUUGAGAACAUUCCAGAUUUUAUUGAGGGUGUCAAGAACAGGAAGCGGAAAAUGUCUGGUUUUGGGCACCGUGUAUACAAAAACUAUGACCCCAGGGCAAAGGUGAUAAGGAAAUUGGCAGAGGAAGUUUUUUCUAUUGUCGGCCGGGACCCUCUUAUUGAGGUAGCUAUUGCUUUGGAGAAGGCUGCAUUGUCUGAUGAGUAUUUUAUUAAGAGGAAGCUUUAUCCAAAUGUUGAUUUCUAUUCUGGACUAAUAUAUCGAGCAAUGGGAUUUCCUCCGGAGUUCUUCACUGUGUUAUUUGCAAUCCCUCGAAUGGCCGGAUACUUGUCACAUUGGUGUGAGUCUCUAGAUGAUCCUGAUACAAAGAUAAUAAGACCACAACAGGUUUAUACUGGUGUAUGGCUAAGGCAUUAUAUGCCACUCAAGGAGCGCAUGGCGUCAACUGAGGCGGAUAAGCUUACUCAAGUAUCCAUAUCAAAUGCCUCAAGGCGGCGACUGGCUGGAUCUGGGGUUUAGCUUAUAUAGAAGGCAUUGCAAGUGAAAUAAACGGCACAGAUAUCGCCAGGAAAAUAAAUGUACCAUUGUCAGUUGCUUUCUGAAUCAAAAGAGUAUUUUUGGCAGAAGCUGAUACAUUGGCCCCUUGUUAUUAUAUACCUCUUAUUGUUAGGAACCAAUGUCACAUAAUUUAGACCUUAAAAUAAUUAUGUUGGAAAUGGUAACUUGUUUAUGUUGUAGUAGUUUGAGAUUUUCUGCAUCAAGUAUAAAUGUAAUGUGUAACGCAUUUGCUAGCUA
Durio zibethinus is the source of this 1981-nucleotide messenger RNA. RefSeq names its product citrate synthase 3, peroxisomal-like. Gene Ontology annotation, cellular component: mitochondrial matrix. The record is from RefSeq and is a predicted model, not a curated record. Gene Ontology annotation, biological process: tricarboxylic acid cycle; carbohydrate metabolic process. Lineage: Eukaryota; Viridiplantae; Streptophyta; Magnoliopsida; Malvales; Malvaceae.